This is a messenger RNA of Trichomycterus rosablanca, 638 nucleotides long. It is a transcript of the gene serf2a, whose product is annotated as small EDRK-rich factor 2a. Lineage: Eukaryota; Metazoa; Chordata; Actinopteri; Siluriformes; Trichomycteridae. The record is from RefSeq and is a predicted model, not a curated record. The coding region runs from base 133 to 315 and encodes 60 amino acids. The transcript is spliced from 3 exons.
UUGCGAAUGUCUGGCAGCUUUGCAGACUGUAGAGAUUUGGGACGCGACUGCAACGUCAUCAGUUUUUCGGUGUGAAAGAAAUACGCUGGCUUUUAAGUGAGCUUAUCAACAAACAGGAUUGACUGAUUCAGAAUGACCAGGGGAAAUCAGCGUGAGCUUGCUAGGCAGAAAAAUGCCAAGAAGGCCAACGACUUGGGCAAGGGCAAAAGAAACGAAGAUGGUUUGUCCCCUGCCGCCCGGAAGCAACGGGAUGCUGAAAUAAUGCAACAGAAACAAAAGAAGGCAAAUGAAAAAACUGACACUAAGCCCAAGUAGCUAUGAAGAGCUAAAAGCAAACUCUUGACUUUGACCCUCAGUAAACUUGAGCAUUUCUGUUAAUAAACUGCAUUUGGAUUUUGUUUUCAAAGCACAGCAUUCUUUCUGUCUGGACAUUUUAUAUUGUAAAGCUUCAGGAAGACCAUAUCUAAAUUAAGAAUUCAGUUCUUUACCCCAGUGUGCAGGUCUCAUUUUCUUGAUCAGUAUUUACCAUGUAAAAAGCAAGAAUUACAGACCAUACUGCUUAGAACCAAUCCUGUAUUUUUAUAUCUCCCUCCCUUUAUUUGAAAUGAUUAAUAAAAUGUGGCUUCUGUACUACACAA